Gordionus sp. m RMFG-2023 is the source of this 1103-nucleotide messenger RNA. RefSeq names its product dual specificity protein phosphatase 12-like. The record is from RefSeq and is a predicted model, not a curated record. The transcript has 7 exons. Gene Ontology annotation, molecular function: protein tyrosine/serine/threonine phosphatase activity. Lineage: Eukaryota; Metazoa; Nematomorpha; Gordioida; Chordodea; Parachordodidae. Gene Ontology annotation, biological process: protein dephosphorylation. Gene Ontology annotation, cellular component: nucleus. The coding region runs from base 30 to 986 and encodes 318 amino acids.
GCACAAUUCCCAUCAUAUGAUCUCCUCAUAUGGACACUUUAAAUGAAAUUGUGAAAAAUAUAUAUUUAGGAGGGAUAAGUGCUGCAAAAAAUACCGAUCAACUUAAAAAGUUGAAAGUUAACUCAAUUCUUACUAUAGAUAUUCAACCUCUUCCAAAUAAAUUUACAAAUGACUUUUACUAUAAAUUUAUUUAUGCUCAGGAUUCAAUCAAUCAAAAUCUCUUAAGUUAUUUUGAUGAAUGUGCAAACUUCAUAGAUGAUUGUUUAAAAAAUCAAGAAAAUGAUAACUCCAUAUUAAUCCACUGUUUUCAAGGUGUGUCUCGAAGUUCAACUAUUCUUAUAGCUUAUUUAAUGAAACGACAUAGCCUGACCUUGACAGAAAGCAUAAGUAAAGUGUCUUCAAAAAGAUUAAUAAGUCCAAAUCCUGGUUUUAUGAAUCAAUUAAGAAUAUAUGAGUCGUUGAAAUGUCAGAUGGAUUUAUCGGAUCCAUCAUUUAGAGCUUAUCGACUUAAUCAAUUUGCCAAAAAUAUGCUUGAAACUUACGAAUUUUUCAAUAAGGAUGAUAUUCCGCUCAAUAUUUUUGGUACUGAUCCUUUAUAUAAUAGUGAUGAACUUGACAUGAAUUUGGAUCUGAAAAAGAAAGUUUAUAAAUGCAAACAUUGUCGGAGAUCUCUUUUUUACCACGACAGUUUAUUGACCCAUCUCAAAGGUUUCGGUUAUCUAACAUUUCAGCAUAAUCAUCAAUACUCAAAUAAUAACCACACGCCCAAUAAUAUGAACACUGAAUCUGUUUGUAAAGACUAUAUUUUUGUAGAGCCUGUUACAUGGAUGCGACAACAAAUUACGGAUUUAGUUCAAGGGAAAAUCCAUUGUCCCAAAUGCAAAGCUAAACUGGGCUCUUUUAAUUGGGCUGGCGAGAAAUGUGGUUGCCAAACUUGGAUAACACCAGCUUUUAAUAUUCAGAAAUCGAAAAUUGAUAUUUCUUAAUCAUACCAUCUCGAUAUUAAAAUUUUACCUCAAAUAUGGAAAUAUGUAUGCAAUUAAUAUUCGAUAUGUAUUAUUAUUUAUAAAGAUUUUAUUUUUUGUAAUAAAAAUGUUUUCUGA